Molecule: messenger RNA, 1487 nt
Organism: Hydractinia symbiolongicarpus
Lineage: Eukaryota; Metazoa; Cnidaria; Hydrozoa; Anthoathecata; Hydractiniidae
Product: isopentenyl-diphosphate Delta-isomerase 1-like
Exons: 2
Coding region: 665-1420 (251 amino acids)
Biological process (GO): isopentenyl diphosphate biosynthetic process; isoprenoid biosynthetic process
Cellular component (GO): cytoplasm
Molecular function (GO): isopentenyl-diphosphate delta-isomerase activity
Source: RefSeq, a predicted model, not a curated record
UUGAAAAUUGCUUUAUUUAGUUAUACAAUAUAGCAAUCGAAACUACUCUUGUCAUGGUCAAAAAGUAUUGAUUUUAAAACGAUUUAAUAUGAUUGUUAAAAUAUCAGUUGCGAUAGAAUGUACAAGUGUGAGUGAUGUAUAUAUCAUUAAAACGAAUUUUGAAAUGAUGUUGAACUAAUUAAAAACCAACUAAAGUUGUUGAACCUAAAUAUUUUAUAAAAUUGCCAGAAUUUCUUUUAAAAUGAUAAAAACAUGUUCCUUCAAAGCUUAAAUAGAAUAGAAUACGAAUAGAAUACGUCAUAUUCUAUUCUAUAAUUUCGAAAACACAUUCGCUACGAAACUUAAUGUCGCAGUAUUUUGUUCUAAAUUAUAAGUUUAAAUAUCACUGCAUUUUAUCCUAAAAUGAAUAGAAAAUGUCUCCAAGAAGCUUGAAUAUUGCUGUAAUUUGUUUUGAAAUGACCUAUAAAGCUUAAAUAUAACUGUGGUUUGUUAUAAAAUGAUAGGAAAUGCCCUUACAGACAUAUAAUUGUCCUACUUUGUUAUAAAAGGAGAGCAACUGAAACUGCUGCUUUAGUCCCCUUUAUAUAAUAAUAUAACUUGUGUUUAGAAAGGUCAUUUACGUAAUGUUGUUACAUUUAGAAUAUAUACAUCAUUUUUUAAAAGCAUGAGGUUCUUUUUCCAGUUAAAUUGUUUUAAUAAAAUGAGUAUUUGGUCACAACGGUCAGCCAGUUUUGACGCAAGUAAAAUUCAAAUGUCACAACUUGAAAUAUUGGUACCACUUGUUGAUGAAAACAAUAAAGUUUUGGGUGCUGCAACUAAGCAUGAAUGUCAUAAGCUAAAAGAUCAAAAUGAUAUUGGCAUGUUGCAUCGUGCUUUCAGCGUGUUUUUAUUCAAUUCAAGGAAGGAGCUAUUGUUACAACAAAGGUCACGUUUUAAAGUUACUUUUCCGAAUUACUUCACAAAUACUUGUUGCAGUCAUCCAAGUUAUGAUAAAGACGAAUUAGAAGAAAAAAAUGACCUUGGAAUAAAACUAGCUGCUCAAAGAAGAAUGAAUUUUGAGCUUGGUGUUCACAAGAAUGCGCUUCCUGUUGAAUCGUUUCAAGUUUUGACAAAAGUACACUACCAUGCAAAAGCUGAUAAGGAAUGGGGAGAACACGAGAUAGACUAUGUUUUAAUUUGCAAAAGAGACAUUGAUUUGGAAAAUGUUAAUGAAGAUGAAGUGCAGAAAACAUUUUAUGUUGAUCAAAAAGGACUUAAGGAAUUUUUAAAAAAUGCAGAACAAAACAAUACCUUAAUUACACCUUGGUUUAAAUAUGUCACAGAGAACUUUUUGUAUAAAUGGUGGGAUAAUCUAGACCACUUGGAAGAUUUUAAAGAUGGCACCAUCCACAAAGCAGGAGACCAGUCAACAUUGACAUAAUUGAAACACUUAUAAAUUGAAAAGAUUUAUAGUUAAACAUAUCACAAACGUAUCUUUAGCUUAAAAA